Fonsecaea multimorphosa CBS 102226 is the source of this 1038-nucleotide messenger RNA. RefSeq lists its product as uncharacterized. Gene Ontology annotation, molecular function: oxidoreductase activity. NCBI's taxonomy places the organism in Eukaryota, Fungi, Ascomycota, Eurotiomycetes, Chaetothyriales, Herpotrichiellaceae. The coding region runs from base 1 to 1038 and encodes 345 amino acids. The record is from RefSeq and is a predicted model, not a curated record. The transcript has 2 exons.
AUGUUGUUGCAAACUGUCUACCGACUGACGUCGCGAACCGGGUUCGAUGGUCUGGAAUCUUUCCAAGAACCAGUUCCCACGGCCAGCAAGCAUGAUAUACUCAUCAAGGUGUGCAGUGUGGCCUUGAACUUCCGAGACAUUGCCAUUGCCACCGGCACUUAUCCGGUCCCGGUCAAGGACAAUGUAGUUCCUUGCUCGGACAUGGCAGGUGAGGUUGUGCAAGUGGGUGACGAGGUGAAGGGUUUCGCUGUGGGUGACUUGGUUAUCGCACCUGUCAGCCUAGAUACGUUGUACGGCCCAGUCAAGGAGCAGGCCGGUAGCCUCGGUGGCUCUGAGGAUGGGGUACUCCGACAGUAUCUCACGCUGCAGGGAAACACUGCCAUCAAACUACCGAAGUCUAAUCACAGCCUUGAUGAAUGGGCGGCCACAGUGACGGCCGUGUAUACGGUAUGGAAUGCCUUUUACGGCGCUAUGCCGCUCAAGCCUGGGGACACAGUUCUGGCUCUGGGAACCGGAGGGGUCUCCAUUGUUGCUGUCAUCCUUGCCAAAGCCGCCGGGGCGACGACCAUCAUCACCUCUUCCAGUGACGAGAAACUGGGGCAAGUCAAGUUGCAGUACGGAGUCGACCACACCAUCAACUACAAGACAUACCCGAAAUGGGCCGAAGAGGUUAUGAAAAUCACAGGUGGCCGAGGCGUAGAUCAGGUUAUCGAGGUCGGUGGGGUGGGCACCAUUGAACAGAGCAUCGCGUCGGUGGCAAACGGCGGCACCAUCUCCGUCAUUGGAUUCCUGGCUUCACUCCCCGAUGACAAGAUGCCCAAUGUCACGUUACAGACCCUCCUCAAGGGCGCCAACCUUCGUGGCGUCUUGGGAGGUUCGAAGCAACAACUCGAGGAGGCAGUCCGUUUCAUCGCCGCGCGGAACUUACCCAUGCCCGUCACAAAGACAUUUCCAUUCACCAAAGAGGGUAUUCUCUCCGCUUUCCAGUACGUUGCUUCAGGUCAACAUAUGGGAAAGGUAUGCAUCAGCUUGGGCUGA